This is a messenger RNA of Adineta steineri, 2553 nucleotides long. The record is from the annotation of a GenBank genome assembly. Lineage: Eukaryota; Metazoa; Rotifera; Eurotatoria; Adinetida; Adinetidae.
AUGAAAUUCUUUUAUAGAAAUACUCAAAAACCGAUAACAAUAAAUAAUAGUACGAAUUCAAAUGUAACUCUACCUAGUAAUAUAUUAAAAACAUCUGAUACAAUUAAUUUAAUUGAUGAUGGAAAAGACUUAUCAACAACAUUAACUGCAUCAUCAUCAUCGAUUUUAAAGGCAGUUGAUUUGUCAGAUAAUCUUCCAUUAGUAUUAACUACAUCUACAAACGAACAUCUAUCUACAAAUGAACAUCUAUCAAAAAAACAUCCGGGUUUAUUACGUUUAUUUGAUUCAACUGUUUGUACUAUUUCUAUUAUUAUAUCGUAUUUAUUCAGUACAAAAGAACCUGUUGUUCAACAAUUUCUCGGAAAAAAAUUAUUUGAAUAUUCAUAUGAUGAAGUAGAUUUUUAUUUACCACAGUUACUUAAUAUGUACAUUCAUAUACAAUCAAUAUCGACAGUUAUUCAUGACUAUAUAACUACAAGAUGUUCUCAAAGUGUAGAUUUUUCUCUCGAAUGUGCUUGGUUAUUUGACGCAUAUAUUACUGAUCAAAUGAAAGUAUCAAAAAAACCCAAUGAUGCCGUCCGCCUUUUAUUUGAUAUUUUAUAUGAAAAAUAUAAACCGAAAAUAAUCUAUAUACCGACAUUAGCAAAUAAUUCAAUAACGAAUCAUAAUCAUUUAACACUUGAUGAAGAUGAAAAUGAGAAUGUUACGAUUGAUGAACAAGAUAAAUCUGACACACCAUUAAAUCAAGAAAAUACAAUGAUACAAAUAACUAAAACAAAAGGACAUCAAAAAUCUAGAAGUGAUGCAUCAGACGAUUCAGCGGCAAUUAUAAAUGAUGAAAUAAAUAAACAACAAUAUCGUCGUCAGCCGAGAUUAUAUUUAGGUGAUCUUAACUCAGGUCGUGCAUUUGAUAAUAAUUGCGUAUGUUUUGAUAAUACUUUUGGUUUUCGACGACAAGAAUGUAUAUGCAAUGCACCAAGAUUAUCACCGGAACGAGAAUUUUUGGCAGCAUUGAUUAAUAUUGGUAAAAAAUUACCACAUGUACCAACAAAAGAAAAAAAAACUCAAAAUUUAAUUGGUGAAAUGAAACGAAUGAAUAUGAAUUUACCAGCUAGAGUUUGGAUUCCAUUUUAUACAUUUCCACAUCAUGUUGUUAGAAUUGCAUAUACAGAAGCAACUGUAUUGAAUUCUCGAGAUCGUGCUCCUUACAUUGUUUAUAUUGAAGUUGUACUCUGUGAUAAUGUUUUUGUAUCUUCGUUACCUUCAAAACAAUUUGAUAUGAGAUUACGUUCAACAAAAUCAGAAGAAAAUAUGCUUCAUCCAUUAAUAACAAUCAAUAGCAUAAUUAGUGAUUAUCCUAAUUAUGAAACUCGAAGUCUUGAUACAGAAUCAAUUGAACCAUGUCAGUCAUUGGCUAAUGGUGAAGAUACUGAUGUAUGGUCAGUUAGUGAUGAAACAACUGGUGAUGAACAACAACAACAACCAAUUCCAAAACGUAAUAGUUUUGCACAUCAUCGUUCUCAACAUUUAAUACUAAGUGCAUAUCAUUCGGAUACUCAAUCACUACGUUCAGUUGAAAGUCGUACGAGUCAACAGGAGAUUACACCAGCUGAAGUACGAAGAAGAAUAAGUGAAGCGAAAUCAACUGGUCCAAUUUUGUUUGAUCGUGAUCCUGAUGAUCCAUCAGCAGCUACAUUAAAAGAACCCUGGGAUAGAAAAGAACAACGAAUUCGACAAUCAUCACCUUAUGGUCAUCUUGAAAAUUGGCAAUUAGUUGCAGUCAUUGUUAAAUGUGGUGAUGAUCUUCGUCAUGAAUUACUUGCUUAUCAAUUUAUGGUUAAAUUAAAAGAAAUCUGGCGUAAUGAACAUGUACCAGUAUUUGUACGUCCAAUUAAAAUUCUUGUUUUAUCAAAUAAUAGUGGUUUGAUAGAACCCAUUCUAAAUGCUGUUUCUCUUCAUCAAAUAAAGAAAAAUUCGAGAUUAUCAUUAAGAGAUUAUUUUCUACAUGAAUUUGGUAGUGAAAGAAGUGAAGAAUUUUUAACAGCUAUACAUAAUUUUGUUGAAAGUUGCUCAGCUUAUUCUAUUAUUACUUAUUUAUUACAAGUUAAAGAUCGACAUAAUGGAAAUAUUUUAUUAGAUGAUGAAGGUCAUGUUAUACAUAUCGAUUUUGGUUAUAUGUUAUCAGCUACACCAAAAAAUUUAGGUUUCGAAAGUUCACCAUUUAAAAUUACACAAGAAUUUGUUGAUAUUAUGGGUGGAUUAGAAAGUGAUAUGUAUAAAUAUUAUAAAAUACUUAUUUUUCGUGGUUUAAUUGCGGCCAGAAAACACAUGGAUCAACUAAUGCCUAUUGUUGAAAUUAUGCAACACGGUUCACAAUUAAAUUGUUUUUCAAAAGGAAAUGUUACUUUAGGAUUACGCGAACGAUUUCAUUUAAAUAUGACAGAUGAACAAUUAGAAUUUCAUGUAGAAAAAAUGGUUGAAAGUAGUUUAAAUUCAUUAACAACAAGAGUUUAUGAUACAUUUCAAUAUUAUACUAAUAAUAUAAGCAAGUAA